Molecule: messenger RNA, 1689 nt
Organism: Scleropages formosus (Asian bonytongue)
Lineage: Eukaryota; Metazoa; Chordata; Actinopteri; Osteoglossiformes; Osteoglossidae
Gene: ogfod2
Product: 2-oxoglutarate and iron-dependent oxygenase domain containing 2
Exons: 7
Coding region: 48-1109 (353 amino acids)
Molecular function (GO): oxidoreductase activity, acting on paired donors, with incorporation or reduction of molecular oxygen; L-ascorbic acid binding; iron ion binding
Source: RefSeq, a predicted model, not a curated record
CGAAAUCCGCUCUUUUUCACGACAUACUAUCACUUAACCUGCUGGACAUGCAGAGUAACGAGGAGCGCAAGAGGAGGACAUUUUACACCUGCGGUUGCUUUUACACAGACAAUAUUUUCCUGGAAGAAUACAAGCUGCACGUCCGAUUCACUUCAGAGAUUCAGUUCAGGCAAGAUUAUCAAUCGAUACUGAGAACACUUGGCUGUACAACUGAUGUGCAACUUGGGAAUGUACUGAACAAGAUUGAAGCAGAAGUCGGAAGGCGUCGACAACUUUGCGUGAAAUCGGCUGAAAGAGCUGCCUGGAUAAAGGAACUUUAUAAACCGCUUCACAGUCAUGUGUACUCCUUACAGGAAUCUUUCUUGGCCCCUGAAUUUCUGGAAAUUGUGAAAUACUCUUGUUCAGAUGGGGCUACCAAAGAGGGCCUCUUUGAUUACAUUGAGCCACUUGCAGCACAAAGAGUGUAUCGCUUCCCGGUAUUCCGUAAGGAAUUCUGCAGAGAACUGAUUGAAGAAUUGGAGCAUUUCGAGCAGUCUGAGGCACCCAAAGGCAGACCCAACACUAUGAACAACUAUGGGGUCCUACUGAAUGAACUUGGAUUUGAUGAGCAAUUCUUGACUCCUCUCCGUGAAAAGUACCUCCAGCCUAUCUCACAGCUCCUUUUUCCUGAUUGCGGAGGACAUUGUCUGGAUAGUCACAAGGCUUUUGUGGUGAAGUAUGCCAUGCAAGAGGACCUGGACCUCAGCUACCACUAUGACAAUGCUGAGGUGACACUCAACGUCUCUUUGGGCAAAGAAUUCACUGAAGGAAAUCUUUACUUUGGAGACAUGAGAGAGGUUCCUCUGAGUGAGUCAGAAUGCGUGGAAGUGGAGCACCAUGUGGCGGAAGGACUGCUGCACCGAGGUCAACAGAUGCACGGUGCCCUGCGCAUCUCCUCUGGCCAGCGCUGGAACCUCAUAAUGUGGAUGCGGGCGUCUCAGGAGCGCAACAAGCUGUGCCCCAUGUGCGGACAGAGACCACGUCUUGUCCACGCAGAGGGUUUUGCAGAUGGCUUCACUGAUAGCUCAUCAACUGAUGAUGCUCAAAAAGCCUCUUGUGUUUUACAUUAGUUCUGGAGAAAUUAACUGAACAUGCUUCACCAACAAGAAAGAAAAAAUGACACUUUUAAUCUAAAUACAGCACAGAGUGCUUGGAAAAGCCUCCUAAUGCCAUAGAGCAGAAGAUUUGGUGGAGGCUGCCAGGAGUAGUUCAUUAUAAUAUGAAAUGUGUGUGCUCUAAUACUGGAUCUUCUUGUUUUGAAGUGUCUGCUUUCUUCUUCAGAGCCAGAAAAGCUGUUUCUUUGGCAAAUAUUUCAUAGGAACAUUACUGUGUUACAAAUUCAUGUCUUUACUGAACGCAUCAUUAUAGCUUGUGUAAGAAAUUUUCAGUUGGAUUAAAAGUGACACCUGUAAAAUAUGUUGGGCAAUGUUGACUGUACCCAGUUUUUGAAGCAAGAAGCUAUUGGUUCACAGAAUCUUAACAUCUCUUUCAACACCCAGUCGCUACCCGAAACAGAUAUUUGGAAAGCUGAUGUUUGAAAACUAUGUUGAGUUAAAUAAGGACUUAUAGAAGAAGCGAUGUUUUGUAUUAUAUACAUCUGGUGUGGUAUUUUUGAACUGGCUCUCUGAAAAAAGGAAUAAAAAAUAAUAA